This is a messenger RNA of Scylla paramamosain (green mud crab), 4929 nucleotides long. RefSeq names its product proline-, glutamic acid- and leucine-rich protein 1-like. The record is from RefSeq and is a predicted model, not a curated record. Gene Ontology annotation, cellular component: plasma membrane. Bases 3115 to 4578 code for a protein of 487 amino acids. The transcript is spliced from 15 exons. Lineage: Eukaryota; Metazoa; Arthropoda; Malacostraca; Decapoda; Portunidae. Gene Ontology annotation, molecular function: small GTPase binding. Gene Ontology annotation, biological process: regulation of Rho protein signal transduction.
GCUGAAUUACUCUUGUCAGCCGCGCCGCCUCAGUCACUCGGGCAGCAUAACGCCGGGAGGAGUGUUGCGUGCCAGGCAGGCGUGGGGCGAGGACUGGAGCGAGAGAUACACCACAAAUUCUGAAACAUCUCCGCGCCGCACUUCCCCUACUUUCAACAGGGUUUAGUUAAAGUGACACGGGGUUUAAGGACGUUUUUUUUUUUUUUAUGGUUCUAGUGACAGAUUGAUAAUAUUUUCAAAUUAUUAAUAGGAGAAACACUUUUGAGAACCCGGCUGAUAAUGUCUGUGGCCUUUGAAAAUAGUGGUGAGACAGCGGAGCGUUUACGGGCCUAGACAGAGCGAGAGGGCACUGAUAAGACUUAAGAGAAAUGGAGAAGUGGUGUGUUUUACGUGUGUUUUGUGCGAAUAGCGACGGACAAACACACUAUUGCUGAAGCGAAGUUUGUUGGAUAUGUUUGUCAGUGUUAGCAGUGGCUGUAGUAACGCCUGAAGUGAGGCAGGAAAGGUUGGUGAAGGGAAAUAUGCGUUGGGACUGAGGUUCAUGUGUGUGUGUGUGUGUGUGUGUAACUUGACAUAAUUAACCGCGACCCUUCCUCGGCGCGCGGCUUAAAAACUUGGGAAUGUGUAUAUGUGUGUGUGUGUGUGUGUGUGUGUGACCACGUAUCACGGAUAUCUUGUGUGGGAUUUUUGAUAAGAUGAAAGAUACAGUUUGUGAUUUUUUUUACGUAUACCUGUGCGCGCAUGCAUGCAUAUGUGUGUGUGUGUGUGUGUGUAUGUGUGUGUGUGUGUGUGUGUGUGUGUGUGUGUGUGUGUGUUGCUCCUCUCAAUUGUUUUAUGAGAGAAGACGAGAAAUGUUUAUGUAACUUUUUUUUCCUCCCAAUGGCUCAGUGUGUGUGUGUGUGUGUGUGUGUGUGUGUGUGUGUGUGUGUGUGUGUGUGUUUUGCGAUGCACAGUGAUGCGUAGUGAGGUGUGCAUCUGCAUGUGUGUGUGUGUGUGUGUGUGUGUAUAUACCAAGCGACAUGUAAACAAUUCUAAGGGACUCUUGUGUACGUAUGUGUGUUACGUACAUGUGUGUGUGUGUGUGUGUGUGUGUGUGUGUGUGUGUGUGUGUGUGUGUAUACCAAGCGACAUGUAAACAAUUCUAAGGGACUCUUGUGUACGUAUGUGUGUUACGUACAUGUGUGUGUGUGUGUGUGUGUGUGUGUGUGUGUGUGUGGAAGCCAGCAUGUGCGGGUGGCUUGUGACAAUUUCAUGAGGGAGGGAGAGGAGAGAGGAGAGGAGGGAGAGAAGAGAGAGGAGAGGAGAUGGGGGAUGGUUGAUAGGCAGGAGGGAGGGGAAUGAUGAUGAUACAAUGUUGGUAGUUGUAAUAGUAGUAAUAGUAGUAGUAGUAGUAGUAGUAGUAGUAGUAGUAGUAGUAAUGUAGAGGGUUGUAAUGGUUCUGAGCUGUGGAAGACCUUGAAGUAGUAGUAGUAGUAGUAGUAGUAGUGGUACCAGUUGUUGUUGUUGUUAUUGUUGUUGUUUCUGCUGUAACUUACUAUAACAAUUUAAGACGAAGGAAGAGAAAGAGAAGAUAAAAAAAAAUAUAAAGAAAGGUUAACAUUUCCGGAAAGACUAAAACAAAACAAAAAAGAAAAAAGUAAACAGUGCAAAGGAAAAAAAAAAAGACGGAAGAGGAAGAGAAGAACGAGGAGAAGAAAGAGAACAAACAAAGUAGGAGGUACAGUGCGACUUACAGUUGGGUACAGUGAGAUACAGAGCAAUGUAAAGGUAAUGCAGUGAAAUACAGUGAAUUACAGUGUGAUAUACAGGUGAUAUAUUGAGAUAACGUGAAUACAGUGCAGCGUACAAGUGAUACCGUGAAUAUAAUGUAGCAUGCAAGUGAUACAGUGAAGUGCAUUGCAACAUAUAGGUGAUACAGGGAAGUACAGUGAAUACAGUGCAACAUAAAAGCGAUACAGUGAGAUACAGUGAAUUACAGUGCAACAUAUAAGUAAUACAGCGAAGUAGUUAAGUAGUACAACAUACAAGUGAUACAGUGAAAACUGCACCAUACAAGUGAUGCAGUGAAAAGAGUGAACCAUGCCACGAAAAACACUGAGUACAUUGCAAUAUACAAGUGAUGCAGUGAAAUACAGUUACGUAAGAACAGUGAAGUACAGUGAAGUAUACAAAUAAUACAGUGACAGCGUGAAAUACAGAGUAACACAUUCAUAACCAGUGGCUAAGCUUUGGCCUUGAGCAGUGGCGUUCAGCAGUGCAGGAACCUACCUAGCGCACCUCUAUUUUUCAAAGCCUCCUAUUGACAAGACACACGGGUUUUUAAGGAUGUUUUUCUGUUGCAGUGACAUAUUAACAACACUUCUACCUUAUCAACAGGAGAAACACUCUUGAAAACCCAGCCAUUCAUCUCUGUGGCCUUCGAAAAUAGUCGUUUCCGAAGCUGGGCCUGGACAACGAGAGGACACGAGCAAGAAAACUGAAGAUAAAUAGAAAAGUGUUAGUUUGACGUGCAUUUUCUGUUUUGCGACGGAGAAACACACUCACUGAAAUGAAAUUAUAUUUUUUGCGGCUAUAGCGACAGAUUACCAAGCUUUCCAGAUUAUUAACAGGAGAAACACUCUAGAGAAACCGGCUGAUCAUCUCGGUGGCCUUUGAAAAUAGCCGUGGUGAGAGAGCAAGGCGUUUCUGAAGACGGGCACGGGGCAUCGCGCAGAGCAGCAAACGGGAGUAGCAGUGACGGGAGCAAACAGACAGGAUUUGUGUGAAGGACAGCCAUGGAGAGGAAAGUCAGUAGACGAGGCCCGAACCCUGAUCACCUGCCCCUGGACAAGAGUAUGAUCAGUGCGCCAACUAAUUUCUCCCACGUGGGGCGAAGCGACCCCUUCCGAGACAGGUUGGGAGAGUGGACGGAUGACGAGACACGAGUGGGCGGAGGCGUGAAGGACCACAAAUGGGCGGAGGUCAGCGAGGAGGAGAGACACGAGGGACGAGAAGCUGGCGAGAGGGAGGGAGAGAGGCAGGAGGUAGAACAGGUGGGAGAAUACGACCCCCUGCUCCCUCUCCCCUCCCUCUCCCAACACUGAACGCAGGAACUCCCGCCGAAUAAGCAAGGACAUGAUUAGCCUUCCCAUGAACUUCCGUCACGUGCUACACAUUGACCCGUCCUCGGCUGACCCCGCCCACCUGUCUCUGUUACUCAAGUCCGGCACAGAGCUGGAGUACGAUCUGGAGUGUGACGAGGAGGAGGAGAAUGACGACCCCGCCUGGCCACCUCCUGAGCCUCCCAUAGACUACAACGAGGGUCCGAAGGGCGCCUCAGAUCCCGCCCCAGCCAAGCCCAAGCCUCUUCGACCCUCCAACCGCGUCAGGAAGAGCAUGAUCAGCCUCCCCACCAACUUCCAACACGUGAACCACAUCUCAGCUGGGGAGAGACUGCUGGCCCCCGAGUCCCCGCCCCCACAGGUGCCCCCGGAGCCUCAGCCUGGAGAAGAGGGGCACGAGGCAGGUUGGGGGUACGAGCCUUCCCUCUCCACCCCUCCCAUUGCUCCCCUUCCCCCUUCCCCUCCCCGCAUCUCCCCUUACACCGCCAGUGAUGUCCCAUACACCCCCCACACCCCUCCUAACCACAACUACAACACUGCUAAUCCCUAUUCCACCUCCCCAUGCACUGCUGUACCUAAUCUCCCCACCCCUCUAUCCCCAACCUAUGUUAAUGUCCCCCUCCCCACCACUCAUCACCCCCACAUUCCUCCGCCUCUCACUCUACCCACGAGUCACGCCCCCCACUCGCCAGCCCCCCUCUCCGCUCCCCCUCACCUGGGCACGGCAAGAGCCAAAGGUCACGUGACAGUCGGUGGCCCAGACCAAGACCAAGACUGUGUUCGUUUCCGUGGCGGCGACUCUGACUUCGACUUUGAUAUUGUUCAGUUUCGUGUUCCACCCCCACCCCCAGUAGAGUUUAGCGGGAAUGACAUGAGCAGGUCCAGUCUUCCCUCUCGGCCACGCACACACCACCAGCAUCUAAUGGAGGAGGAAGCGAGAAGGGAGGUGAGGAAUGACAAUAUGGAGAAGGAGGAAGAGGAGGAGGAGGAGGAGGAGGAGGAGGAGGAGGAGAAGACCUGGAAGCGUAAUGAGCAAAGACUCACCUUGCAGGACAGGUGUCAGGAGGAGACGCGCCGCCCCCCUCCUCUCGACGCUCCUCCUCCUCCCCCCGUGGCGCCCCCCGCAGCCUCAAGCGAUGGAGCUUCACGGUGUUUCGUUUCCAGGAGGAGGAGCAUCGGGCGGCCCACGAACUUCCAGCACGUGAGGCACCUGGACGCCGAGACUGCAGAGUUGUUACUGGAGGAGUGCGCGGAGGAAAUAGCAGCAAGGAACGGGGAGAAAAGGAGAGGAAGGGAGAAGGAGACUGAGAGGACGAGAGAGCGUAGGACACCCUCCCUCCCCCCUGCCCUCCCCCACUCUCCUCGGGCUCAGGAUCCCCCGCCCUCAGGAAAACUAAGGAAGCCAGUAAUCGGUCACCCCACCAACUUUCAACAUGUGGCUCAUGUGGGGUUCGGGGGCGUGCACGGGGCUCUCUAGACAGCCUUGUGCAAGCUGCCCCCAAACAGCAUUUUUUUUUUUCGGAAGCGAAGAACCUAAGCUCAAAAAUAAACAAGUAAAUAAACAAAUGAGUAAAUAUUUAUGGGAACACAAAGGAACACAAGGGAAGAACUAACGGCAGCUGACCUGUUGUCCCUGACGAGGUUGCGCCAAGAGAGAGAGAGAGAGAGAGAGAGGAAGGGAAGAAGGGGAAAGAUGGUACAAUGGAGAAGGAAGAGGGGGAGGAGGAGGAGGAGAGGUGAGGAUAAGAUAAGGAAGAGGAAGAGAGAGAACACAUAAAUUUAUCUUGUAAUGUAAAAUAUUAAAUAAUAAAGUAUUUUCUGAUGAUAA